Suricata suricatta (meerkat) is the source of this 1391-nucleotide messenger RNA. RefSeq names its product zinc finger protein 852 (gene ZNF852). Lineage: Eukaryota; Metazoa; Chordata; Mammalia; Carnivora; Herpestidae. Gene Ontology annotation, molecular function: DNA-binding transcription factor activity, RNA polymerase II-specific; RNA polymerase II cis-regulatory region sequence-specific DNA binding. Gene Ontology annotation, biological process: regulation of transcription by RNA polymerase II. The annotation marks the transcript as partial. The record is from RefSeq and is a predicted model, not a curated record. The transcript has a single exon.
UCUCAGCUCAUAGUUCAUCUCAGAACCCACACAGGGGAGAAACCCUAUGAGUGCAGUGAGUGUGGAAAGACUUACCGACACAGCUCCCAUCUUAUUCAACACCGGAGACUGCAUAAUGGUGAGAAACCAUAUAAAUGUAACGAAUGUGGAAAAGCUUUCAAUGAGAGUUCCAAGCUCUUUGACCACCAGAGAACCCAUACUGGAGAGAAACCUUACGAAUGCAAUGAGUGUGGGGCUUCCUUUAGUCGGAGUAAAAAUCUUGUUCGACAUCAGGUACUUCACACCGGUAAGAAACCUUACAAGUGUAGUGAAUGUGGGAAAGCUUUCUGUUCUAAUAGAAAUCUUACUGACCAUCAGAGAAUCCACACUGGUGAGAAGCCUUAUGAGUGUAAUGAAUGUGGCAAAGCCUUCAGUCGGAAUAAAUGUCUUGUUCGGCAUCAGAGCCUCCACACUGGGGAAAAGCCAUACAAAUGUAAUGCCUGUGGGAAAGCCUUCAGUCAGAUGUCUCAACUUGUUGACCAUGAGCGAAUUCAUACUGGAGAAAAACCUUUUGAAUGUAAUGAGUGUGGUAAGGCGUUCAGUCUCAGUAAAUGUCUUAUUCGACAUCAGAGACUUCACACAGGGGAAAAGCCCUAUCAAUGCAACGAGUGUGGAAAAUCCUUCAAUCAAAAUUCAUACCUCACUAUACACCAGAGAAUUCAUACUGGGGAGAAGCCUUAUGAAUGUAAUGAGUGUGGGAAAGUCUUCAGUCAUAAUUCUAGCCUUAUGGUUCAUCAAAGAACCCAUACUGGGGAGAAACCCUAUAAAUGCAGUGAUUGUGGGAAGGCCUUUAGUGACAGCUCACAGCUCACUGUGCAUCAGAGAGUCCACACUGGGGAGAAGCCCUAUGAGUGUACUGAGUGCGGGAAAGCCUUCAGUCAGCGCUCCACUUUUAAUCACCACCAGCGAACUCACACUGGAGACAAGCACUCAGUACUGGUUCACAAGGUUUCUUAAGACCUGAAUCUCUAAGACAAAGCACGAAACUUUGAGUUAAAUUAAGCUUUCUUUGUAAGGAAGAUGCUCAUUCUGAUCUCUUGGUAUCACUGUUUAACAGCCAUUCCCUACAUUCUGCUGGGUCACAAAGUUGGGAGAGUCACAGUGCCAUCCUUUCCCACUAUCAGGGAUGUAAGGAUGACACAUUUCAUGUACAUGUAGGUUUCCUUCAGUCUGUGUAUCUGUUUCUCUAAAAAUAGGUCUUUGAUUUUAGUUAUCAAUCCCAUAAUCAGAUUUGUGCUUCUCAAGGACCGUGAUUUAUGCUGCUUUUCUAUCCCAGCUAAUUCAUUUCACAUUUUCUUUUUUUUUUAAUGUUUUUUAUUUAUUUUUGAGAGAGAGAGACAGUGCAAGCAGGG